CCUUUCCUAUUGGAUGAACAAAAUAACCUUGACGGAAAUUUUUUUAACAUGGUCAACAAAUGAAGUAUUUCCCAAAAUCGCCCGGGUCUCUAACUAUAAGAUCUAAAACAUGACACUUCUCAACAAACAAGCCUAACAUUUAUAUUAAUUCGUUCGUACUUUCUCUCAACGAAAACCAAACAUUUUUUCUAAAUCUCUCUCUCUCUCUCUCUCUCUCUCUCUCUCUCUCCGUACAGCGAGAGAUUACCCAAAUAUCUCUUUCUCUUCCUGCCUCAGUUUUUCUAUCUUUAAUAUCUCUCCUUCAACGACGUCUUUUCUCUCUAACUUGAUCAUUUCCAAACACAAUAUCGUAAUAAGAACAUUGAGAACAAUAAUGGACAUACUACUUAUCCUAAUAAAUAACUAAUAGUAAUAAUAAUUAGGCUGCAUUCGUGAAAGAAAUUUGGCACAAUAACCUCAAUCAUAUUACAACAAAUGAUACCGAAUGUCGCGUCUUGGCGGAUUCUUGCAGCUUUCCUUCCUUACUUAUAUAACUAACCUAAUUAGUCAGUACACCAAUAAACAACAUAUCUUGUCUAAUAUAUUUUUUCAUUUUUUUCUCACGCACCUAAAGUCUACCGUAGGGAAGAUGAGGAGUGGACGCAGCGGCGCAACCUACGCCAAACUGCUACCACUGUGACAUGGGAAGGCUAUUGAUAUCUUGACGACUGGACGAUGCUGAGAGCAGCAUCUCCUUACAAUGCUGUGAGCUGCAUCCCCUUACAAUGCUGAAAACACUACUGAUCUCAGCCCAAGCAGCAUCACCUCCUGAAAACUGAUGCUUCAAGUGACAAGACUCACUCAUCCAUUAACAAAAAUCUAGAUCACUUAAAAGCUAUUUGUGAAUCGUCAAGAUAACAAACACAGUACAUGUGAUUUGUAAAGUGUGUAUCAGCAGUGAAUUUACUCCACUGUAGGCUAUUUUCUCAACAAGAUAUCCUAAGAAAAAUAAGCCAAACAACAUACUGUUUGUGAGUGUAGUAAAGCUAAGAUAAACUUCAAAUGUUGAAAUUAUGAACACAAAAACCAAGACAUCCAUUACUUCUCCAGAGUUGUACAACCCCUUUAUCAUCCAUAAUGUGGGUGCAAGCUCCUUGUUCAGUGCUGGUGAUGUGAUGCCUGAUGUGCCUUUAGGCCAUAGAGGAGAAAUGUUCAUCACUUCAUCAAUUGUCUGUGAAGAGCUUGAUGAAGAGCUUAACCAGGAAACGGGUGAAAACACUCAGGUUACUAUCAUCAUCUCUGACAGUUCUGCUACAGACAAGAAUGGUGGAGUGUCCCUCACUCCUUCCCACACUCUUCUUGGUGCAAGUCCUGCACCCUGGAGUGACCCAUUUUUCUUGAGAAGGUGCCUUGAACAGUGUCUGAAGCUGACAACUCCUGAGAGGAUUGAUGUGUGCUGUUUUCUGUGCUCUGAGACAUGUAAAUCUUUCUCUGGUCUCAAGAAACAUCUAAGGGAGUCACAUAAUCUGAGUCACAGUAUCACUCAGCUCCCCAACUUGCCUGCUGAAUGUAUUUCUGAGAUUGCUAAGGAAAUCAAGAAGCUGGAAUGCAAGUGUUUGGUAUUUGUCUGUCCAACAUGUGAAGUGACAUUUCGCCAUCUUCUCAAACUUGUGCAGCACGUCCUCUUGGAUCACCCUACUCGCUGUGGGGACUUCACCUUCUUUGCAGAGCAGCAACAGAAAAGUCAUCUUGAAAAAUGUCAGAGGUGUAUGAUUUUGGACAAGUUGUGUCAUGUUGACUACGACUUAUUUGUGAGAGUGUUACUUGAGUGUGUGGAGUGUUGUGAUGAGGAGUGCAGGGCGCUGCUGCUGAGCUGGCCCCUGGCUCACUAUGCUGAGCCUUGUGAGUGGUGUGCCAAGGAGGAGGAGGACAAGGAGCACUCUGGAGACUCACCAAGCACUCAUGGUACAGAAAGAGAAGUAGUCUGCUAUAGAAUAAAGCUAGAGCACUCUGACAAGCUUUCACAAAAAAGUGCAUCAGAGUGUAUCUGUCCACUUAUGAAAUGUCCAGAAUGCCCUAAGACUCUGGCUAACUAUGCUGAUCUUCGUAAGCAUGUCAGACAGAACAACCACAGCAGUUGGCAUGACUUAAGACUCAUAUGGGAGAAAUAUAAAACCAUCAAGGAAAACUGUCCUGUCUGCCCCAAGCAUUCUUACCACAAGUAUAUACUGUGUCCUCACUGUCCACACCUAAACUUUGAGAGCGAGAGGGAUGCCCAAACCCACAUGAACUCCCACCACAACACUCAAGCAGGGAACAAGUUGCAUGGUGUGUGUACUUGCCCUAAUUACUUUUUGUGCCUGAAAUGCAACACUUCCUACCCCACUCCUCAGAGUCUCCACUGGCACAUGAGGCAGAUGCAGCACGAGACGCCAGAGAACCUCGCUGCCAUCCCGGCCAUGAUACAGGACAACAUCGGGAGCAGGGAGGGGUGCCCACACUGCUCCCUGCAGGGCUUCCUCAGUGCCUCAGGGUCACUGCAGAGGGAAGAGAAAUGCAGCUGUCGGUGGGCAGAAUGCUCCACCUGCAAGACUUCCUUCAAGAGGGUGGGUGGUCUGCUGGAUCACAUUCUGAGGGCCAAACACCCCAUGAGUGCUAGAGAUAUCAGGAAGGAGAGACAAAAGGUAGCAAGCUCCAUGAUAACCUGCCAGAGGUGCUGCAUUGAGGCCAACAAGUACUGUGUAUUGUGCCACCACAAGGAAAACUUUAUGUACACUCACCUGAGGACACUACACCAGGACUGCCAAAUCAUGCUGCUCAGGGACCACUGUGGAAAUGUCCUGGAGGAGCACCACCAGCACCACAUGGGAAGCAGCGUGAGCCGAGGUCCGGCCAGGUAUCAGUGCAGCGUGUGCCACGUCUGCCACCCACGGGUCAGUGAACUGCUGUGUCAUGUUCGCCACCAACACCCUCACUGCCACUUUACUCUGCUGUGCCUGGACCUCAGUGAAGACAUCCGGCAAGUGAAGGAUCUCGCUGGCCAUGACCACCUCAUGCUUCUGAGUGUGGUUGACAAGAAACUUUGAUAUCAUAAACAUGCAAUGGGAAUGUAUGAAAGUAGUGUCAAUAUAUUGUAAUUAUGUUUAUUUUGUGAUAGCUUUAAUGUAUACUGUACUUAUCAUUGCUACAUUUUUCCAUGGAACUAUAAAAGAUGCAUCUAAAUAUAAAUAUAGAAAUGCUCACUUA
Messenger RNA from Portunus trituberculatus (swimming crab), 3225 nucleotides. RefSeq lists its product as uncharacterized. The record is from RefSeq and is a predicted model, not a curated record. Bases 1053 to 3065 code for a protein of 670 amino acids. The transcript is spliced from 2 exons. NCBI's taxonomy places the organism in Eukaryota, Metazoa, Arthropoda, Malacostraca, Decapoda, Portunidae.